AUACCCACAUUAGUGGUCACUAGUCUCCCGCGGUAUAGCCACACCUUCAGUCUUCUUUCCCUGCGAAGUUCAUCUCUCACACAGCAGUGAUUUAUGAUCGCCGUAUAAGUAUGCGUGCGCCCGAGUAAAGGGCUGAAGCCUUAUUAGACCGAUGAGAUGGCCUCUGCUCUGUCGGGCAGUGAGAAAAAAGACAACUUCCAAAAACUCAGUCGCCUGCUGAUAGAUGGCGGAACUAAAUCCCUGCGUAACUACUUCAGCUCAUUCCACCCUCCUGCCACCCUUACAGCCAGUUUGAAUGCUCACAAGAGCACUCUGACAGGGCUUAAGAGGAAAGUCCUUAAACCUAACCAGUGGGAUAUCCUGUUCCCUAAAAGCGGCCCCCCAACCACUGCAGAGGACUAUGAUAUAACACUGUUGACGUGUUUACUGCGGAACAUCUGUGGUCUUGCUCCACCAGCUAGUACAACCAGCUGGGAUAAGCUGCCUCCUGCUACCGACCAGACCAAGGUGGCCCAGGUAGUCAGACUGAGGCACUACAGAAACGAUCUGUAUGCUCACAUUAAAACAACAGAAGUGGAGACAGCAGAUUUCAAUCGGUACUGGGCUGAUAUCUCAGCAGCUCUUCUCUCUUUGGGGGGUAUCAGUCAGGUGGAGGUGGAUGACCUGUAUGUUGCCCCUCUAGGAGAGAUGGAUUAUGGGAAGCUUUUGGAGGAGUGGUGGAAGCAAGACAUAGACCUUGCCGAAAAGAUAGAAGGUGCAAAAGAGGAGAUAAUAUCUACCUCAGAAAAGAAUACAGAAAAGAUUGUGUCUGAACUGUCGGCUGAAGUCACACGUAAAAGUGAUUCAAAUACAGAAAAGAUCUUGUCUGCAAUAGCCUCUCAAUCACCAAGUCGGAAGAUAGAGAGCAAAGAUGCGGCCACUAUAACUGAGGAAGACAAGGCUUCAUCUAUGAGACCCAGCUCAGCAUCAGAGGAUAUGGAGCUUCCAAAGAAAAAAGUUAUCGCACACUUCAUUAAGUGUCUGUGUGAAAAGUACACGACUGGUGAAAUGGCGCUGGUAGAGCCCCUAGAAAACCUUGAAGAGCACGACUUCUCCCUUGACAGCAUGUUCACGGAGCCAAAGAUCGUUAGAAAAGACACUGAUCUUGAAGUGAAGAUGAAUAAUAUGUUUGUUGUUGAUGGGAAAGUGAAGGAAGCGUGCAAGGUGCUUUUGGAGGGUGACUCGGGUGCCGGCAAGACUACCUUGACCAAGAAAUUGGCCUCAGACUGGGCUAAAGGAGUCUUGUCUGGAUCUAGUACCUUUCCAGAAGUGGAGUUACUCCUCGUCUUGAAGUGCAGUGAAAUGAAGGAAGGAAAUCAAGGUGGUGGGAUAUUCCAAGCCAUCCAAGAACAGCUGUUACCUGAGGAGAUCACAGAUAAAGAGAGACUGGUGAUUUUUCAAUACAUCAAGCACAAUCAGGGAAAGGUAAUGGUUAUUUUGGAUGGUUUAGAUGAAAUUCCCUUACAGGCAAAUAGCGUCAAAGAAAGCUUAAAUAAGGUAAUCAGCAGAAAUGCGUUAGCCCUUAGCUAUAUUCUUGUUACAAGCAGACCAGACAAGACCCUGUACAGGCACUUCGUGGGGGGUAACAUUCUGCAGAUUAAGGGGUUGUGUAAUGUAGAUGACUAUAUUAGUAAUUUCUUCCCAUCCGAUUUAGAGAGUCAACAUUUUUCCAACUCGAUUAGAAAUUUAAGCUUGUCUAAUCCCCUCACAGUAGCGCUGUAUUGUCUUUGCUAUCAAGAAUGCGUUAAAGCCCACACGAGAGAAGACUUCAGCCACAAUAUUACUAUGAGGGAACUGUACGACAAGGUAGCAUACUCACAUAUAAGGAGGUAUUUCGAGAAGGAAAACAGAAAAUUAGACGAACACGAUAUUCAAACGCUAACCUUAGAAAUCGGUAAAGUUGCUUUUGAAAAUCUAAGAAAAAAUGCUGUCACUUUUUCUCUGACAAAAGUAUCAGAAGACCUGAAAAGAGUAGGGUUUUUAAAAAGGCAAAAACCUCAAUGCGGGAUAAGACCAGUUGAAAUGUUUUCCUUUUUUCACAAGUCUUUCCAGGACUAUUUCUGUGCCGUAUAUUUAGCUAGAAGACUGCGGCAGGGAGUUGUUGAACCUGAAGUAAUUGGUGAUACGCGUUUAUUUGAAUGCGUUAAUCGUUAUGACCUCGCUGCGAUGGUGGGUAGCGAUGCAGUGAAUGUUGUUGAAUCUCUUGCUCGGAAAGUACUUGAGUGUCCACCACAAGGUAUUCCUCUAUGUGAUGUUGAUAAUCACUCUAUCGCUCUCAAAUUGCUGUGUCAGUGUCUAGUGGAAUGCAAAAAGUUAGAAAGCGAAUUUGUCAAUUUGUUAAAAAACGUGUACCACCUUUUACCGUGUAGAGUUUAUGUCACGGCUUCUCGUCCCUCCACACUGUUAGGACUGUCGUAUUUGUUAUCUCAAGAUUUGACUUAUUUUGAGAGCCUGCAAACAGUUGGUUAUGUCAGCGGUUUGCGUCCUCUUAGUGAUCUUUUUCUGCAUAUAGCUGAUAGUGUAGAUACUGGUAUAGCAACUGAGACUGGUCAGUUAACAGAAGUGUUAGCCGCUUUUUCAUCGGUUCAAAAGCUCUACAUCUUGUUCGAGGCGUUCCCAUUUCAUGAUGGAAAUUUUGAAGAAGCCAUGGCUAAUGUGCUAUCACGUAACAAAUCUUUGCGGUAUCUCUGUCUGUGUGUUGGCGUUCUCGAUCGGCCCGAGUACGAGAUGGGGACGAGUUUAUUCAAAUCUCUGAAGAACAACUCAACACUGUCAACAAUUGACAUUAGUGUUAAUAGCUUAGGUGAUGCAUGUGCAAGCGAGCUCGCCAAGGUCUUAGUGGAUAACACUAGUCUCAAUGUUGUUUAUAUUGGUGGUGAGUAUUUAGGGGAUGCUGGUGUUGCAAGUAUUGCUGAAGCAUUGAAGGUGAAUACAACAGUGCGAACUCUCGGGAUUAUAGGUGGAAACAUGACGCCUGAAGCAGGACGAGCAUUGGGUGAAAUGUUGAGACACAACACUACUAUCACUUGCCUUUCACUAUUUGGUGGUAAUAUUGGUGAUUCCGGUGCACAGGGUAUCGCUUCUGGUCUUUCGCAAAACACAACACUCGAAAAGAUUCAAAUAGAAGAUUCUUGUAUAGGUGCCACCGGCGUUUCGGCUUUAGCAAAAGUCAUUCAAAAUGCUACGCAUUUAGAUUUGUCAAGGAACAUUAUAGGUACAAAAGGAGCAAAAGCUAUUGCUAAAGUUAUAGAAAACGGUUGCAAACUCAAAUAUCUACGUAUUGAUUAUUGUAAUAUAGAUGUGCUUGAUGUCAGAGAUCUUGCUAAAGCUUUGUCAAAAAACACAAAUCUAGAGGAACUGUCCGUAGCUUGUGCUGGUAUAGAUGACGAAGGAAUGUGUGAGCUCGCCCGGUCUGUGGCUAAAAAUAAAUCCCUGCAGGUUCUUACCAUCACCCACAAUAACAUCAGCGAGAAAGGUAAGCGGGCUAUAAUUGAGGCAUGUGCGAAGAGUCAGUCGCUAAACCACCUGUUCCACGAGAACGACCCGAUUCUCAACACAUGCCUCAAGCCUCACUCGGUGUGUCUCAAAAGCCGUGAAGUCUUCUCUCGAUUCACGUUUUAUAGUUCCUUUAGUUCCUUGCAGGGUUUUACCUCACCAUACCUAGAGUACAAACAAUACGAGCAGGGUGUAGACAGUCAAGUUGAGGAUUUCGUUAUAGCUUCAGAUAUAUAUUAUCUAUACGGUAUUUAGUUAUUGUAUUUAGGUUAUUGUCUUGCUUGAUCGCGUGUAUUUUACGUUGAGGCAACCACAUCAGUGUUUUGUACUCUAUAUAAGUCUGUGGCAGUAGCAGUUACUAAGAGAAAAUAACUUCAUAGAUUAUAACUCUAGGAUGAUUUUAGUUGGGCUAAAUGAAAAUGGUUCCCUUGGUUUACGUUUUCUUCUUUUUUGUUUGUGUUCUUUUUUGAAGGCUUUUUGUCGGCUAUGGCGCUGUCAAGUAUGUUUACCACUGUAAGUAGUGGAUUUUACUCUGCCGAUAAGCUUACUUGAUAUAAAUUUAUGUCUAAAUGUAAAUAAAAGAACUGUUUACACCG
This is a messenger RNA of Nematostella vectensis (starlet sea anemone), 4130 nucleotides long. RefSeq lists its product as uncharacterized. The coding region runs from base 157 to 3789 and encodes 1210 amino acids. NCBI's taxonomy places the organism in Eukaryota, Metazoa, Cnidaria, Anthozoa, Actiniaria, Edwardsiidae. The record is from RefSeq and is a predicted model, not a curated record. Gene Ontology annotation, molecular function: protein binding. The transcript is spliced from 6 exons.